AAAGACAGUAUGAACUUUACCCCAACACAUACUCCUGUCUGCAGAAAGCCGACGACUGUCUCCAAACAUGGUACUGCCUGUGGCUUCAGUGGUUCCAGCAGGUGGAAGGGAGUGUCUUUCUCAGACUCAGUGGAGUCAACCCCCUUGCCUUCCAUUGAAGAUCGCCUGGCCAUCCUCUGCCCUUCUCAGGAGCUUCUGGAAUAUUAUCAAAAGAAGAUGGCUGAGUGUGAGGCAGAAAAUGAAGACCUGCUGAAGAAACUGGAACUGUACAGAGAAACUUGUGAAAGACAGCACAAACUAGAAUGGGAUUUGCAGCAGAGGGAGGAGGAGAUUGCUGAGCUGCAGAAAGCUCUGAGUGAUAUGCAGGUCUGCCUCUUCCAGGAACGGGAGCAUGUUCUGCGCCUCUAUUCAGAAAAUGACCGGCUGAGAAUCAGGGAGCUAGAAGACAAGAAAAAGAUUCAGACUCUUUUGGCUCUUGUGGGAAAAGACACUGGAGAAGUGACCUAUUUUUAUAAGGAGCCUCCCAACAAAGUAAAAGAGCUAAGUAAAGGUCUUGAUUCAUUUUUGUUUUGUCUUUUAGAUUGUAAAGUAAGCAAAAGAAAACCAGCACUGAGAGAGAAGGAAGAAAGUUCUGAGCAAUACCAAAGAGAUGAUAUACAAACACUGAUCCUACAGGUGGAAGCACUGCAGGCUCAGCUGGAAGAACAGACCAGACUUUCUAGAGAGCAAGUUGAAGGGCUCAUGGAGGACAGACGGAUUCGCCUUGAGGAAAUACAAGUUCAUCACCAGAGAAAUCAGGACAGAGUCAAAGAGCUUAUCAAAAAUCUCCAUCGCACCCAGGAACUGCUCUAUGAAAGCACCAAAGACUUUCUGCAACUCAGAUUUGAAAACCAAAAUAAGGAGAAGUCAUGGAUGCUUGAAAAGGAUCAUUUGAUGUCAAAAAUUAAGCAAUACAGGGUACAGUGUAAGAAGAAAGAAGAUAAAAUUGGAAAAGUUUGGCCAGUUCAUGAGAGUCAUUAUAAGCCAAAUGAAUAUAUUAAGUCCCUAAAGGAUAAGUUAGUACAAGAGAAAAAGCUGUCUAACAUGUACCAAAAGCAGUGCAUUUCCCUAGAAGAAGAACUUGCCCGAAUCCGUGAGGAAGAGGGAGUGAGGAGAGAGAUCUUCAAGGAUCGCUCUAACAAGAUGGGGAAGCGUUUACAGGUAAUGACAAAACGCUAUGAGGCCUUGGAGAAUCGGCGUGUCUUGGAAGUCGAAGGCUUUAAGACAGAUGUUAAGAUUCUCCGGCAGAAACUGAAGGACUUGGAGCAAAUGCUCUAUAAGGCAACGCUUAAUGCCCGGGCAAACCAGGACCUCGCCAUUCUGUGUGAGGUCCGCGACAGCAACAGACGGGCACAUAAGAUCCAAGGAGAACUGAAGAACCUCAAGUCCAAAGUAUUUGGUCUGGAGAAUGAACUUAGGCUUUGCUGAUGCUUGCUUUUAGAAGUGGCCCUCACCUGGAAUGAGUCUGCUUUCUGAAACCUGAGACCAAGGCUGUCUGAUCCCAGAAACUAGGCAGAGUUGACUAGAGUGGUGGUAUCCAUUGUUAUAAAGAUAGGGUGAAGAAUCAGGGACCACUAAAAUAGCUGUUCUCUCAUGCUAAGUUUUAUCAAUAAUUUUUGUUGUCCUAUUAACCUUUUUUGUUUUUUGUUUUUUACCUGGAUUAUAACCUAAAUUACUUAGAGACUUUCCCCUUAUUUCUUCUAUUUAUAAUGACAAGUUUUUGCUUUUUUUAAAGAAGACAGUGACAAUUAGG
Messenger RNA from Hipposideros armiger (great roundleaf bat), 1792 nucleotides. It is a transcript of the gene CCDC77, whose product is annotated as coiled-coil domain containing 77. Gene Ontology annotation, cellular component: centrosome. The record is from RefSeq and is a predicted model, not a curated record. Bases 10 to 1467 code for a protein of 485 amino acids. The transcript is spliced from 10 exons. Lineage: Eukaryota; Metazoa; Chordata; Mammalia; Chiroptera; Hipposideridae.